UCAGCUUUGUGUUCGUGGUCAUUUGUUGGUGCUGCAAGUCCGGAAAAAAUGCAAACGAUCGAUCAAACUCAGUUUGAAAAUGUGUCCUUUAACGUGCCGGAAGUAUUGUCCCGCAUCCGCAAGCAUCAGGAAGAGGUGCGCGACGUCGUCAAUGCCAACUACGUGGACUUUGUUUCCGUCAAUACGCGCGAUGUGCUCGCCGGGCUGAAAUCGCUGGAAACGGAAAUAAAAGACCUCGUCGCGUCCACCAACCAUCUAAGCGUGGAUAAGUCCAAUCUGGCCCGGAAUGACCUGCGAAACUAUCAGCGUGAUCUCGAGGAAGCGAUGCGCGGUUACAAGAUUGCCCGGAAGCUGCUUUCCAUUCACGAUCUGUUCGAAAGUCUCAACCUGGCAGGGAAUGGUUACGAAAAGACGGCACAUAUACUAGGCAAAAUCAAAACGCUCCUGGACGAGGUGGAAGAUCCCGUGCUGGUAGAUUUGCAUUGCUUUCAGGGACUUAUUCUACGCUAUGAAACCGAGUACGAAACGCUCAUUAACGAUCUUAAUACCAAAUUCAGUGAAUUGGUUCAGCUGCAGCAUCGUUCGUUUCAAAACACCAAAUCCGUCACGAUACGCAUUCACCGGGACGAAACAAUGCUGUAUCAGGUGGUGGUAACGCUGCUGAAAACGCAACACAAUUUCCGCACCGUUUGCCAGUUUCUGUUGGAGAACGUUUUUGCACCGGUCAUUGUAAAGCCCGUGUCGUUGAUAUGUGACGAAAAGUCGCAAGAUAACAGCGUAAUGAUACAACUAUCCUACCAGCUGACGGUGGGAGAAGAAUUGCGCCCCGGCUACAAGACGGUGCUGGCUAAUGUGAUGCAAAUCUUUUACAACCUAAGCAAUAUGAAUAUCGUCGUCUCGGAGAAUGAAUGUUUGUUCAAGGUGCUUGCCAAGCAGAUGAAGAAGGAGUUGUGCACUAUGCUAAUAGAACGAUGUCUCGAGCGUGAUAUUCCCGGUACGAUUGAAGGCAUGAAGGAGUCGUCGAUGGUGAAGGAUCUGUGCGAGUUCAAUGCGUUCCUGCAGACUACCAACUUUGUGGACGGGGAAAACGAUGGUUUGCUGGAGGAGUACGCCAAUUCGAUUGAAACGAUUCAUCAGAAGAAGCUUUGCGACAAUGUGCUUGAGACGGCGCUCGAAAUUAUGAAGCGCGAAAGCCACGAAAUGGUACCGAUCGAAGGUCACGAGUAUCAGUUCGUCGGAAGUACGGCGGCUCAAUUGUCCGGCUGCAUGGUAACGCGCACGGCGGUGGAAUUAAAAAAGUUUCUAGACAAAGUGUUGGCGGAAGCAUCCGCUCACGGAGAUGCUGCAAAUCGGUUCAUCAAAACGAUUGCAACCAUCCUGGAACGCUACAUGGUGGAUGUACCGAUGGCUAAUGAGAAGCUACUGUUCAAGAUUCCCCAACAGUCGGCACUGUUUCGGAACGAUUGCGCCUACCUGAACUACUGGCUGCAGAAAAAUGACGACAAGCUGAACGAUCACUGUUCGUUUGCUAACAUCUCGGACGCGUUAAAGGCUUGCGGAGAGGACAUUUUCCAGCAGCAGCUAAACAGCCAACGGGCCCAAAUGAUGCAAUCAUUGGGUGGAUUUAAGCUUUCUAUUAAUCUGCUAGAGCUGGGAACCGAACAGCAGCGAGCCAUCCGACAGUGUGUUCGACAGUUUGAACUGCUAAAAAAUGUUUGGCAAACCGUUUUACCUGAUCCCGUGUACAAGCAGAGUUUGUCCGGGUUGGUUGACCAGUUUCUGCAGGAAGUUAUGAAAAGAAUACAAAGUCUAGAAGAUAUUACGACCGCUAUCGGCAAUGGGCUGGUGCUACUUAUCGACAUCAUGACCGAAACGCUGCCAAAGCUUUUUAAGGAACCGAGCGAGAUUCAUCAGCUCGUCAAACAGUGGACGAAAUUGUUACAGCUGCGACAGAUACUGUGCGGUUCGCUGGUAGAAAUUACGGAACUGUGGGCCGAAGGAAAGGGCCCGCUUACGAUGUGCUUUAGCGCGGAAGAAAUCAAGCAUAUGGUUCGUGCCUUAUUCCAAAACACUAAACAACGACAGGCUUGCAUCGCUUCCAUCGUUUAAAAAUAGAAGUCGAACAGAGAAGA
Messenger RNA from Anopheles maculipalpis, 2132 nucleotides. RefSeq names its product centromere/kinetochore protein zw10 (gene Zw10). Lineage: Eukaryota; Metazoa; Arthropoda; Insecta; Diptera; Culicidae. The transcript has 3 exons. Gene Ontology annotation, biological process: mitotic spindle assembly checkpoint signaling; endoplasmic reticulum to Golgi vesicle-mediated transport. Bases 49 to 2109 code for a protein of 686 amino acids. Gene Ontology annotation, cellular component: RZZ complex. The record is from RefSeq and is a predicted model, not a curated record.